AAGCUGGAGCUGUGGCGCAAGCUCGGCGGCGGCGACCUGGAGCGUGUCCUCGCGAGCGGCGCCGCCGCCCUCCUCGACGCGCAGUGGAUCAUCCGCCACGCCGAGGCGGGCGGCGUCCUCACCCACCGCCAGGCGCUUCCCAAAGAGGCCUUCCUCUCUUUCGCCGACCUCGUCGAGGCGACCGGCGAGUAUGACCUGGCCGUCGCCGCGCUCUCCUACCCGUGGCUGACCAAGGACCACCCCGACCCGCUCGGAGCCAACCUCGCCCGCGUCGCGAGGGCGCUCAAGGCCCUGCUCAGCAGCCAUCCCUACGGCAUCACGCGGCUCGGCGUCUUUUGGGACUUCGGCUCGCUGCACCAGCACCCCGACCCCGCCAACGGCGUCCUGCGCACCAAGAAGCAGAACGCGCUCUUCAAGCAGGGGCUGGGCUGCCUCGGCACGCUCUACUCCCACCCGCACACGAUCGUGCUGCGGCUGACCUCCUUCCCGGACGGCCACAAGGCGGAGGAGCAGGCCGAGGGCACCAACGUGGCAAAGUACUUUGACCGCGGCUGGUGCUUCACGGAGUGCAGCUGGGCGGGCCUGACAAAGGCUGGCGACCUCUCGCUCGACCUCGGCAAGAUGCGCGCAGGCGUGGAGUACGACUUCCGCAGCCUCACCGACGACUGCACCCAGGACGGCGGCCGGCGCCCUCCGCUGCUGCCGUCUGCCUUCGCGGCGGAGCUUGAGAAGAAGAGCUUCACCAACGGCAAGGACGACAAGCCGCUGGUGAAGCAGCUGUACGAGGCCGCCUUCGAGGAGCAGUUUGGCAAGGCGACCGAGCUGCACUACUACAACCUCGGCUGGGGCGACGCGGAGGCGGCGCAGCUGGCGGAGGUCCUCGCGAGCGGGGCAGCGCCGCGGCUCGAGAUCCUCUAUCUCAACGGCAACAAGAUUGGCGACGACGGCUGCAAGGCGCUGGCCGCCGCCCUCGGCAAGGAGGGGGCAGCGCCGCGGCUCGAGACGCUCUUUCUCUUCGACAACGAGAUUGGCGACGAGGGCUGCAAGGCGCUGGCCGCCGCCCUCAAGGAGGGGGCCGCCCCGAGCUUGAAGGCGCGAGACGCCCCUCCUCGCCACUCGCCCCUCCCCCGCCCAAUGCUCAUCGCACCUCCCCUCGCACGCUCGAGGUUGACUACCACCAGCCUGAGCUGAUGGCCGUGUGCGAGGAGCGCGGCAUCUACCUCAGCCGCUGAGCCUCUCCAGCCCCGGCCGGGCGGCAAGGGCGCGG
Messenger RNA from Emiliania huxleyi CCMP1516, 1267 nucleotides. RefSeq lists its product as hypothetical. The record is from RefSeq and is a predicted model, not a curated record. The annotation marks the transcript as partial. NCBI's taxonomy places the organism in Eukaryota, Haptophyta, Isochrysidales, Noelaerhabdaceae. The transcript has 2 exons. Gene Ontology annotation, molecular function: protein binding.